Ipomoea triloba (trilobed morning glory) is the source of this 1602-nucleotide messenger RNA. RefSeq lists its product as uncharacterized. The coding region runs from base 1 to 1602 and encodes 533 amino acids. Gene Ontology annotation, molecular function: nucleic acid binding; RNA-DNA hybrid ribonuclease activity. The record is from RefSeq and is a predicted model, not a curated record. The transcript is spliced from 2 exons. NCBI's taxonomy places the organism in Eukaryota, Viridiplantae, Streptophyta, Magnoliopsida, Solanales, Convolvulaceae.
AUGGUCAAGAUCGGUUGGAACCUCCCGAUAGAUCUACGAGAGAACAUUAUCAAAGUUUUACAGAAGUUCAAAAAUAUCUUCGCUUGGGGACCGGAGGACAUGCCUGGUGUCGACCGGUCGGUCAUAUGUCACCGAUUAUCCAUCCAACCGGGUUUCAAACCGGUUAAGCAAAAGAAGAGACACUUGUCAAGUGAAAGAAGAGAGUUCGUGAAGAAGGAGACCGCCACCCUCUUGACGGUCGGGCACAUCAGAGAGGUCCUCUACCCGGUGUGGUUGGCCAAUGUAGUCUUGGCACCUAAACCACCUACAUGGAGAAUGUGCGUAAACUACACUGAUUUAAACAAGGCAUGCCCGAAGGAUCCAUACCCCUUACCAAAUCCCGACCAGAUGGUUGAUGAGACGGCCGGGUGUGAGCUGUUAAGUUUCAUGGAUGCCUUCAAAGGUUACUAUCAAAUUUUCACGAGCAAAGAAGACGAAGAGAAGACUGCUUUCAUAACCCCAGAUGGAGUAUUUUGUUACGUGGUGAUGGCGUUCGGUCUACGAAACUCUGGAGCCACCUACCAAAGGAUGGUGAACAAGUUAUUCAAAGGAUUGCUCGGGUCGACCAUAGAGGCGUAUGUGGACGACAUGCUCGUCAAGAGCCGAUCGAAAGAAACUCAUCCUACCGACCUGGCCCGGGCAUUCAAGGUGAUGGAAACCUUCAACCUGCGUUUGAACCCAACGUUCGACGACCUGAAGGCCUACUUGAGCUCAUCACCAGUUUUGUCCAAGCCGGAGAAAGAUGAGGCACUUUUCAUCUACUUAGCGGUGUCCGACCGGGCGGUCAGUUCAGUGCUCGUACGGGAGGAAACAAAGGGAGUCCAGAAGCCGAUCUACUAUGUCAGUAAGGCUCUCCAAAGACUAGAGCUGCGAUACACCAAGUUUGAGAAGACCGCAUUUGCACUCUGGGUGACCGCUUGGAAACUUGCAGCCUACUUUCAGGCUCAUCCGGUGGUAGUCUUGACCGACCAACCACUUGGAACGAUUCUCAGAAAUCCAACAUCGUCGGGGCGGCUGAUCAAAUGGGCCAUGAUGCUUACCCAGUCGUCGGGGCGGCUGAUCAAAUGGGCCAUGAUGCUUACCCAGUUUGCGAUUGAGUAUAAGCCGCGCCCUAUGAUGCUUACCCAGUUUGCGAUUGAGUAUAAGCCGCGCCCUGCCAUCAAAGCCCAAGCGUUGGCGGACUUCAUUGUUGAGUGUACCGCGCGGGACCCGGAGCCGGACCAACCGACCGCCCUAGAGGAACCAUGGUGGGAAGCUUCUACUGACGGGUCGUCCAACAAGAAAGGAUGCGGAGGAGGAAUCGUACUCACAUCUCCUGAAGGUUUCAAAAUUUAUCAAGCUUUGAUCUCUAAGUUUCGACCCACCAACAACGAAGCAGAGUACGAAGCACUCUUAGGCGGAAUACGGUUGGCUAAGCAGAUGAAGGCCGACCGACUGAGGUUACGGUCGGAUUCCCGGUUGGUGAUCGGUCAACUAUCUGGAACGAUCGAAGCUGUUGGAUAUGGUACUAUGGCCCAUAAAGAUAUGAGGCCCAAAAUAUAUGGUUAUCCAGAUCAUACAUGA